GCCGACAACAAGCCUGACGUCAAGUUCAAGGACCUUGUCCAAGCGCCCCCGCCCGGCAUGGCCUAAUUUGCGCGUAGGCUUAAAACCGCCGAGCGCGCGUCUCUCUCCCUCUCUGUCUCUCUUGCUCCGCAGUAGUUGUGUGGCGUCGGUUCGGGUUUUUUCCACGUCCGGGUCCUAGCCCAGCAUUCAAGAUGCCAGGCAUCCUGAAUUUUGUCACACUGGCCCCAUCCAGGCUAAACCUAUCUUCUACCUAUUGUUCUGCUCGAGGCUUUUGUACUAGUUUAAAGCGGUUUCAAAGAGCGGCCCCUGCUGUUUCCAAUGCCUCCAAAGCAGCCUCUGAGAUCCAAGGAAUCCCUUACAGCAAGUUGACCAUAGGAGUCCCCAAGGAGACCUGGAGCAACGAACGCAGGGUCGCUCUCACUCCAGCUGUUGCAGCUGCUCUAAUUAAAAAAGGGUAUACUGUAAAUGUAGAAGAUAGUGCUGGAUUAGGUGCCAAGUUUAGGAAUGAAGAUUACGCUUCUGUUGGGGCUAAUGUUGUUGAUAGAAACAAAGCUUAUGGCUCAGACAUAAUUUUAAAAGUUCGUCCCCCACAAGAUUCAGAACUUUCAUCUCUCAGGGAAGGGUCCACCCUCAUUUCCUUCCUCUAUCCUGCGCAGAAUAAAUCCCUCGUAGAACAGCUGGCAAAGAAACAAAUUAAUGCUUUCGCCAUGGACUGCAUUCCUCGUAUAUCUAGGGCUCAGGUCUUUGAUGCCUUAAGUUCUAUGGCUAAUGUGGCUGGUUACAGAGCAGUUGUUGAGGCCUCUAACCAUUUCCCAAGGUUUUUUGCAGGGCAAAUUACUGCUGCUGGCAAAGUGCCUCCAGCCAAAGUUCUUGUGAUUGGUGGUGGUGUGGCUGGACUUGCAGCUAUAGGUCAGGCCAAAAAUAUGGGAGCAAUUGUAAGAGGAUUUGAUACCCGCUCCGCAGUCAAGGAGCAGGUGGAGUCUUUGGGUGCUGAAUUCCUGGAAGUUAAUAUUAAGGAAGAGGGUGCUACAUCUGGUGGAUAUAGUAAGGAGAUGUCUAAGGAAUUCAUUGAGGCAGAAAUGGCUCUGUUCGCUAAACAGGCUAAAGAGGUUGAUAUUAUUAUUACAACUGCUCUAAUUCCUGGUCGUCCUGCUCCAAAAUUAAUUUUAAGAGAGCAUGUUGAGUCUAUGAAGCCUGGGAGUGUCAUUGUGGAUUUGGCUGCUGAAACAGGAGGAAAUGUAGAAACCACUCGCCCUGGUGAAGUGUACACGUACAAGGAUGUAGUUCAUAUUGGUUUAACAGACUUGGCAUCAAGACUGCCAACUCAAAGCUCUACUCUUUAUGCCAACAAUAUUUCUAAGUUUCUCCUGUCCAUGGGCCACAAGGAUAAUUUUGAAAUUGAUCUGGAAGAUGAAGUUGUCCGUGGAAGCAUUGUGCUGCAAGAUGGCCAGCUGAUGUGGCCUCCCCCAGCAAAGGCAGCCCCUCCUCCCCCUCCAGUAUCCGCUGCAAAGGUGGAAGCUGCAAAGGCCAUUGAACCAGACUACUUCAUGAAUAAUCUCAAGGAUGCUGCAAAAUAUAGUGCAGGUUUGGGCAGUCUUGUAGCCCUGGGUGCAGCUUCUCCCAAUGCAGCCUUUUCGACCAUGACAACCACUCUAGCUCUUUCUGGAAUUGUUGGUUACCAUACUGUAUGGGGAGUGACUCCUGCCCUCCACUCUCCUCUAAUGUCUGUCACAAAUGCCAUUUCGGGAAUCACUGCUGUAGGAGGACUUCUGCUCAUGAAUGGAGGGUACUAUCCCACCAACUCAGUAGAGGCUCUUGCUGCUUCUGCUGCAUUCAUAUCAUCUAUCAACAUUUUUGGUGGUUUUAUUGUUACCAAGAGAAUGCUUGACAUGUUCAAACGGCCAAAUGAUCCUCCAGAAUACAAUUACUUGUACACACUUCCUGCUGCCGCCUUUCUGGGUGCUUAUGGCUACGGUGUGGCUGCUGGAGCUUCGGAAAUUCACCAAAUGGCCUCUCUCGCGUCUUCCCUGUGCUGUGUGGGAGCACUAGCUGGCUUGAGCUCCCAGAGCACAUCCAGACUGGGAAAUAACUUAGGAAUGAUUGGAGUUUCUGGUGGUAUAGCAUCGACUCUUGGAUACAUGGCCCCAAACCAUGAGGUUUUGGCCCAAAUGGUUGCUUGCAUGGCCAUUGGUGGUGCUGCUGGCACAGCAAUCGCCAAGAAAAUUGAUAUUACAGAUCUUCCCCAACUUGUUGCUGCAUUCCACAGUCUGGUAGGCCUUGCUGCAGUGUUGACUUGUGGUGCCACAUUCCUCCAUGACUUUCCCACGCUGGCUACUGACCCGGCUGCUAAUGUAAUUAAGACUGCCCUCUUUUUGGGAACAUUCAUUGGUGGUGUCACAUUCAGUGGGUCUCUUGUUGCCUACGGCAAGCUUCAGGGACUCCUGUCCUCCUCCCCACUGCUGCUGCCGGGUCGCCACGCCCUGAACCUUAGUUUGCUGGCAGCUAAUGCAGCAGCCAUGGGCUACUUCUUUUAUGACCCCUCUUUGACAGCUGGCCUUGCCAUGCUGGGUGCCACAGGCGUACUAUCCUCGACUAUGGGUGUCACUCUCACUGCAGCUAUCGGAGGAGCUGACAUGCCUGUGGUGAUUACUGUAUUGAACAGUUACUCUGGGUGGGCCUUGUGUGCUGAAGGGUUCAUGCUCAACAACAAUCUGAUGACGAUUGUUGGGGCUCUGAUUGGAUCAUCAGGAGCAAUUCUCUCUCACAUUAUGUGCAAGGCAAUGAAUCGGUCAUUACCAAGUGUCAUCCUUGGUGGGUACGGCACAUCAUCCACCGGCUCAGGAAAGCCAAUGGAAAUAACAGGAACUCACACUGAAGUGUUUGUUGACAAUGUGGCAGAAAUGAUCAGUAAUGCCAAGAACAUUGUCAUUACUCCAGGAUAUGGUCUUUGUGUUGCCAAAGCUCAAUACCCCCUUGCUGAGAUGGUCUCACUCCUUAAAAGCAAGGGCAAGAAAGUUCGAUUUGGCAUCCACCCUGUGGCUGGUCGUAUGCCAGGUCAGUUAAAUGUUCUCCUUGCUGAGGCUGGUGUGUCCUAUGAUGAUGUCCUGGAAAUGGAAGAGAUCAAUGACGACUUCAAAGAAACAGAUUUGGUUUUAGUCAUUGGAGCCAAUGACACAGUCAACAGUGCUGCUGAAGAUGACCCAAAUUCAAUUAUUGCUGGAAUGCCAGUUCUUCGUGUUUGGAAUGCGGAACAGGUGGUGGUUAUGAAGAGAUCUCUCGGUGUUGGUUAUGCAGCUGUCGACAAUCCAAUCUUUUACAAACCCAAUACCUCAAUGCUUCUUGGAGACGCCAAGAAAACUUGUGAUGCUCUUCUUAACAAGGUCAAGGAGAUGUAUGCAAACUAAUUUUCUAUCUAAAGUGCACCUUAUUCAGCUUCAGCUGCACUCAGAAGCUUCCCAAUUUGUGAUUUGUCAAGAUUUCGCCUUCAUCUACAUCAUUUAAAUCCUCCUAGACUGACCAGUGCCAUCUAUAUGAUAUUGAUCAAUUUUUGUUUUGAUUUUGGUGACAAAAAUGUGUUGCCAUUUGAUUUUUUUUUCUUUUGUGUUUCAAAAACUUGAAUUUCUAAUCAAUGACUGAUAUUUUAAUGAAAGUAAGGGCCAAUAAUCAUUUAAAGUUUCUUAUUUUCUCAGACUGGAUUUAUUAGUUUUAUCAAUGUUUCAGUCAUUUUGUGUCAAUGAUAUUUUUGUGUCUGUGUGAUUAAUGUAUUUUCCUUUUAAAUGAAUGUUUGUACCUGUUUUUUUUUUUUUGUUUUUUGGUGUUUAUUUAGAUGUUUUUUCAAACUUGUGCCCUCCUUUUGUACCUAUACACUUUUUUGAUGUGCCUUGUAUCACUUGCCGCUGUUUUACAUUCUUUAAAAAAAUGCUCUUGUUUAUGUAAGUACCUUUUAUGCAUUCCUAUCGUCUGCAGAAGUUUUCAAUGGCAAAUCUAUCACGUGGACUUGUGGAAGGUGUGGACAAAUGCGUUCUGUGGUACGACUGUCAUCAAAGUUAAAAUUUCAUGUCUGUUUUUUAUUUUAUUUUUUUCUUUAGCCAGUUGCAUAUGUUUAAUCUCAUUUCUUCAAAUCCCAUCGAUAUUCAUACUCGUUUUCCUUACUUCUUGCUUGAGUUCUAAUAGCAAGUGUGAUAGUGCCAACAAAAGUGAUUUUUCCUAUAUUCUGCUGUAUGCUUAAGUUUUGCUCCUUAUGUAAUGGAUUAUGUUGUAUGUCUCAUAACAUUCCUCAUGGCUGUCAUGUGAAUAUGAGUAUGUAAAUGCUGUUUGUAUAAUAUUCAGUUUGUGUAGAAAAUGUCUAGCCUCUAUGUUUUGAGCUCAACUUAAUUAUGGUUAGAUCUGCGCCAGGAAGUGUAACACACCUGGCCACAACUUUUCUUUCUUUUCCUAUAAGGUUUAUCUGUGUUGUUCCUUAAAAAUUUUUAAACCUUGACCUUACUCUAUAAGUGUACAGCUUUGCUAUCUCAGAUAUUUUAAAAAUAAAACAAUGCUUCUGAAA
Thrips palmi is the source of this 4546-nucleotide messenger RNA. Its product is annotated as NAD(P) transhydrogenase, mitochondrial-like. Lineage: Eukaryota; Metazoa; Arthropoda; Insecta; Thysanoptera; Thripidae. Gene Ontology annotation, biological process: proton transmembrane transport; NADPH regeneration. The record is from RefSeq and is a predicted model, not a curated record. Gene Ontology annotation, cellular component: mitochondrial inner membrane. The transcript has 20 exons. Gene Ontology annotation, molecular function: NAD binding; NADP binding. Bases 192 to 3404 code for a protein of 1070 amino acids.